GGGCGGGCCGGGAGGGGCUGUCCAGGCUCCGCGCUUCCCUCAUCACCGCGGCCGGCGCCGGGCCGGGAGGAUGCGCGGCGCCGGGCUCUGAAGCAUGGAGGGGGUUCUGUACAAGUGGACCAACUAUCUCACAGGUUGGCAGCCGCGUUGGUUUGUUUUAGAUAAUGGAAUCCUGUCCUACUAUGAUUCACAAGAUGAUGUUUGCAAAGGGAGCAAAGGAAGUAUAAAGAUGGCAGUUUGUGAAAUUAAAGUCCAUUCAGCAGACAACACAAGAAUGGAAUUAAUCAUUCCAGGAGAGCAGCAUUUCUAUAUGAAGGCAGUAAAUGCAGCUGAAAGACAGAGGUGGCUGGUUGCUCUGGGAAGCUCCAAAGCCUGUUUGACUGAUACUAGGACUAAAAAAGAAAAAGAAAUAAGUGAAACCAGUGAAUCUCUGAAAACCAAAAUGUCUGAGCUUCGCCUCUACUGUGACCUCCUAAUGCAGCAAGUUCAUACAAUCCAAGAAUUUGUUCACCAUGAUGAGAAUUGUUCAUCUCCCAGCAUAGAGAACAUGAAUGAAGCCUCUUCUCUACUUAGUGCCACAUGUAAUACAUUCAUCACAACGCUUGAGGAAUGUGUGAAGAUAGCGAACGCCAAGUUUAAACCUGAGAUGUUUCAGCUGUCUCAUCCGGAUCCCUUAGUUUCUCCUGUGUCACCUUCUCCUGUUCAAAUGGAAAACAGUGUAAUGCUCUGUGGGUGCUGUGACACGAAAAGGAGUAGCCACUCUAUAAAAGAACCAGUGUCUACACUUCACCGACUCUCCCAGAGACGCCGAAGAACCUACUCAGAUACUGACUCUUGUAAUGAUGUUCCUCUUGAAGACCCAGAUAGACCUGUUCACUGUUCAAGAAAUACACUUAAUGGAGAUUUGGCAUCAUCAACCAUUCCUGAAGAAAACAGACUUAUGGCCAAAAAAAAAUCUGAAUCAGAAGAUCCUCUUCCAUCCUUCUCUUCCUGAGGAAACAGAAGUGUCCAACUUCCUUUAAGUAUUGCUAUGCAAAAGCUGCUGUAAUUAAACUAUGUUUUAGGGAGUAGUUUUUCCCUUAGGAUUUCUCAGCACUUUAUAGAAUAUUGUAAAACAAACAAACAAAAACAACCCACAUACCUUUGAAGUGUAUUUUAUCUUUAUAUAGUUUAUUUGCAAGAGUAUUUUCCUAAUAACUUCACAGUAUGAAUGUGCAUCUUUUUUUUUUUUAAAAACAAAUGAUGGUGUAACAUUUUGACAUCCAUAAGGACAAAUGUAGAUAUUUUUCUAAAAAACUGUGAGGGACUGACAGCUUAGUCAGUGUGUAUUGUAGCUUAUAAACAUGAAAUCUUAUAAACUUAAGGUUUCAGUUUGACAGAAGUGUGAUAUAUAUAACGUGUGCCAUGGACCAAAUGGUCACUUUACCCCAGCUGAAAAUGAGUUUCGGUCGCAGCUUGAUGGUGAUUGUAUUAUAUUCCUUUAAGCAAAAAGAAAACAGUUAAUAUUCAAAGUAUUUUUAACCCAAAUAUCAUGACAUUGAGGAUUUUUUAAAAACCAGACUGUGUUGUCCUUCAUAUAUGAAGUUGACACUACUGACUUAUCAAUACCAAAUGUUGGGUUAAAAUACUUAAUUUUUAUUUAUUUAUUUUUCUGUUGCAUCUAAAAGAUGAUUGCAUCCUAACUUUUAUGACCUGCCAAAUUUAAGAUAUGUAUACAUUGUUAUUUGCAUUGUUCUAGAAAAGAGGUUAAUGUUGUAGUGACCUUGCUCACUUCCACCAGAGAAAUAAAUGACUUGCAAUGGAAGAGGAUUUUAGUGCUUUUUUCCUAAAAAUAGACAUUAAGCUGCUAUUGUAAGGUAUUACUGUUUGCAGCUCUUUAGAAUAUCUAGACUUUUUUAUUUAUGAGUAUUUAUACAAAAAAAGGAAUCUGUCAAGGUGACUGCUCUACAUAACUUGAGAAUGGCAUUAUUUAAUUGAAGAACAAAUAGCAUUUUUUUGUCCAUACCUAUUGUCAGUGUUUGCUUUGUAAACUUUUUCAGUUCACUUUGGAGUGACAGUUUUGUCCAAGGUUUUGGAUGAGGAGCACUUUAAAACAAACUGGUUUGGUGUUUUUAAGUUAAUCAUAUGUUUAAUAAAUAUGUAGUUUUUGCAUUCAAACUCUUCAUAUAAUACAUUGUAUUUUUUACAUUUAUUGAUUGUCUAAUCUUUUUCAAGUGUAAAUAUUCUUUGUUGCUUUGAUUUUGUAUGUAUAUUCAGACCUCAUAGUAAACACACAAAUGAGGCAUAUUUUUAGCUUUUUUGCCUGUGAGCUAGGAAUAGUGUGACCUAUUUCAUUUUAAGUUUCUGUUACAAGUUUAUGUGGGAAUUUUUUAAAGAGUUAAUAUUUGGUAUUUCCUUAUUAAAGUAAACCUGUAAUUAAAGGCUUUCUUCCUUAAGUUUAAAUGGACAUAAACAAUCUAUAUACAUUGAUAUACAUUUAGAUAAACUGUAUGCUAUUUAAAGUAUUAGUGAUUUUUAAAUAGCACAGAGGUCAUUAGGCAAUAUAUAUUAAGUGGAAUCUUUUUUUGCUCGUAUGUUGUAUUUCAUGUGUAUAAUUUGAGAGAAAAGAAGUUUGAUAAUGUAAGUUUUAAUGUUGAUUAAGUAAUCAGAUUUUUUGCUUCUAUUUUUUGUUUUUGUUUUUGUUUUCUGUGGUAAGAACAAGUAGUUAUUAGACCAUGAAGGUCAAGGUGCUACUGAUUGGGAGUUUUUCUUGAACCAGUACGUUUAUACUGAAAACACUAUAACAAAGCUUUUGAACUCAUAGAAAAUAAAUCCAUUUUCUGUUGCUUUAUCAAAAAAGAUGAGUUCCUGAACAGUUUCCUAUAAAUAUUUUCUUAAAUACAGUAGUCAUUUCUGGUUCAUACCAUUUUUUUCUCUUUGAAACAGGUGCUCUGAACAAGUUUGUUACAUUCCUAACCAUGGCUUUUAUUGUGACUGGAGCCACUUCUUUUCCCUUAGGAACCAACACAUUUGUGAAAUCCUUUUUUUUUUAAACGGGAAUAUCAGUGUAUCUUUAAUUAUAUCUAGGGUUUGAUCAGUGAGUUGGUAGCAUGAAGCAAUCUAUAAAGCUUUAGAGAACCUUGAAUUUUGAGGAGCCCAGUGUAUUUUCCAGUGUGCCUGAUUUUUCUGAAUUUUAAGAAGAAGAUGAACCAAAUAAGAACAAUUUCAUAACAAUUUUAGCUUGUCAGGAUUUUCUGUAAUGUAUAACUAUUGAUUGUUCUUGUUUUGCUUUAUCUAGGCCAUGGGGUUAUUGAGAACUUUGGAGACUCUUGGUAUAUCAGUGAUCUUCUGAGCAAAACCAGUGCUUGUUUUUCAAGUGCCUGGUUUGUGUUGUGUGAGAAUUCAAGGCCUCUAUGAUUAAAACAACUUUGAUAAGGA
Molecule: messenger RNA, 3417 nt
Organism: Vicugna pacos (alpaca)
Lineage: Eukaryota; Metazoa; Chordata; Mammalia; Artiodactyla; Camelidae
Source: RefSeq, a predicted model, not a curated record